AGAUACAUCAAGUAUCUUUCCUUACAUCUAAAUGGUGGGACAACCUCCUAGACCUUAUAUGUGAAUGUGGCCAUGCAAAGUAAAGAGGUUGCCCUGGUUCAGCUUGAAGAACUGACAGACUGCUAUCCACUUGUGGCCUAUACAGUUUGUUCCAAACGUAUGGUAACCCUGAAGAGACACAUCGUCAUCAAAGAUGAAAAAAUCAGGAUGGCAGGACCAGUUAGCUUCAGAAUCCUUUUUGGAAGUGAAGAUGAUGCAACAAAACUAACCAUUAAAUCCGGAAUACCGUCUUCUGUGGAUGAAUUGGCUUUUGAAAUUAAGACCUUCUUCAGAGUAACAGAGCAGUUUAGGCUUCAAUACAAAGACGUAGACUUUGGAAACGAAUUCAUGAACCUCUUAUCAAUUUCUGAUAUUCAAGAUCGCAGUACUUUGAAAGUGGUAUACUUACCUUGUGAGGCUACCACCUCCGCAAUAUCCUCAGCUCCAUCCAUUAAAGAUAACUGCUCCACAAUCCCAGUUACUCCCUCCAAUGUAUCUUGCAGCUCCUUGUCACAAGAACCAAGUGAUUCAGCAUCUGCUGACUCCUGUAGCAGCAAUGAUACUGUCAUAUUGUCAUCUCCUGACUCCCGGUCUUGCACUUGGCCUAAAGAAUUUGUAGUGCCACGAUUUUCAUAUUGUGCCGAGAUGCAGCUCCAGAAGGGAAAUGAUGAAUUCAAUGCAAAUGGAACUCUCCUAUCUCUUACGCCCAAACUCAGAUCUGAUAUUCUUGAAGGGAUUGCAGAAGAAAUAAUCAAGUAUACAGCAUAUCCAAAGGACAAUCAGUUUGAAAAAGUUGCUGAGGCCUUGAUACAAACCCAUCCAUGUUUGCGUGAGAAAGGAACUCGGACUGGGUGUUGUGGAUGGAAGCACUAUAUUAAGAUAAAAAUGAUGAACUUCCGCACCAAGCUUGGCCGAGCUGGACACCCAGAAGACACAGUCAACUCACUUAAAAACAAACAGAAAGGCCAGGGAAAACCAGCUGCAAACAUAAAAAAGCCACAGAGGGCAGAGCCUGGAGGUGGAAAGGGUUGCUCUAUUGACCGAGGUAAAAAAAAAGAAUAA
Carassius carassius (crucian carp) is the source of this 1101-nucleotide messenger RNA. RefSeq lists its product as uncharacterized. The transcript has 5 exons. NCBI's taxonomy places the organism in Eukaryota, Metazoa, Chordata, Actinopteri, Cypriniformes, Cyprinidae. The record is from RefSeq and is a predicted model, not a curated record. Bases 73 to 1101 code for a protein of 342 amino acids.